This is a messenger RNA of Zingiber officinale, 1785 nucleotides long. Its product is annotated as RNA polymerase sigma factor sigA-like. The record is from RefSeq and is a predicted model, not a curated record. Bases 178 to 1662 code for a protein of 494 amino acids. Gene Ontology annotation, molecular function: DNA-binding transcription factor activity. NCBI's taxonomy places the organism in Eukaryota, Viridiplantae, Streptophyta, Magnoliopsida, Zingiberales, Zingiberaceae. The transcript has 10 exons. Gene Ontology annotation, biological process: DNA-templated transcription initiation; regulation of DNA-templated transcription.
UUCGUCCAUAUCUCCUUAGCCUCGCUCGCUUCACUCUCUUCCCUCAGCGUCCAUUACAAGUAACUACGUAGCGAGAGAGAGAGAGAGACGGUGGAAAAGCGAAAAAAAUCAAAAUUGAUCGAAAUCUGCGGCGGUUCGUCCACACGAUCGCCACGUUCUGGCAUUUUGGGCUAGGUGAUGGCUACAGCAGCAGUUAUUGGACUAAGCACAGGAAAGAGGCUUUCGACUUCUUCAUUCUGUCCAACUGACCUUGCAGAGAAAUUAUUCCCUGCUGCAGAUUACAAUAUGCUACCAUUUUCUGUCUCCUCCACAAAAUGUACCAUAGUUUCACAGAAAUCUUCCCAUUUUGGGCCAAAUGUCCCACCGACGAGAUACAUACGAUCAAUCAAGGCAAUGAAAGAACAAGCCAAUACUUUGACUCCUUCAACUAGUGCAACAUGGUCUGAGAGUCCUGACCUUGAAUCUUCUCUUGAGAUCCUCAUUUUGCUACAGAAGUCCAUGUUGGAGAAGCAAUUGGAACUUCCUUUCAUGGAUACAACUCCUAAUUAUGUUCCAAGGGUAUCUCAGAUACCUGUCAUUAGUCGUUCAGGGAUAUCUGCUCGUGAGAGGAGAAUAGCUUGUAGAAGAAAAUGUUUUGCUCGUAAUAAUGAUACAGAACCUACAAGCACGAAACCACUUCACUUUAGUGUUAGUCCUGAGUUAAUUAAGUCUGGUGUAAGUGGUUAUGUACGGGGUACUGUUAAUGAAAACUUGCUGACACAUGCAGAAGUGGUUAAUCUGUCAAAGAAAAUAAAAGCUGGUGUGCGUUUAGAGGAACACAGGUCAAAGUUGAAAGUAAAAUUGGGAGUUGAACCAACGGACAAACAAUUGGCUUCUUCUCUUAGGAUAUCACCUUUUGAAUUGCAGAAAAGAAUAUUUGAAUCUUCUCUAGCACGAGAAAAGCUUGCGAUGAGUAAUGUUCGCCUAGUUAUGUCAAUUGCACAGAAAUAUGAUAACAUGGGGACAUCUAUGGCUGACCUUACCCAGGCUGGUUUGAUUGGCUUACUUCGUGGGAUAGAAAAAUUUGAUUCUUCUAAAGGCUUCAAAAUUUCUACUUAUGUAUAUUGGUGGAUACGGCAGGGUGUCACAAGAGCACUGUUUAAGAACUCCAAGACACUAAGAUUGCCGAUCCAUUUGCAUGAGAGAUUAACAUCAAUUAAGCACGCAAAAGUUAGGCUGGAAGAGAAGGGAAUUGCACCAUCUAUUGAUAAAAUUGCUGAGUCCCUGAAUAUGUCACAGAAGAAAGUAAGGAACGCUACAGAGGCUGUAAAUAAAGUUCUCUCUCUUGAUAGACAAGCCUUUCCAUCACUGAAUGGCAUUCCUGGCGAAACCCUCCACAGUUAUGUUGCAGAUACUAAACUCGAUAAUAUCCCCUGGCAUGGUUUCAAUGAAUGGUCCCUUAAGGAUGAAGUCAAUAAGCUUUUGAAUACAACACUGAGCAAGAGGGAGAGAGAUAUAAUAAGAUUAUAUCAUGGUAUCGACAGUGAAUGCCAUACGUGGGAGGAAAUCGGCAAACAACUCGGCUUGUCGAGAGAGCGUGUCAGACAAGUUGGGCUUGUCGCCAUGGAGAAAUUGAAACAUGUAGCGCGAAGAAGAAGAUUGGAGGCAAUGCUGAAACACUAAAAAGAAAACAAAACUGUAUUUUGUGAGUAGGCACUUGAGAAUGCUUGUGUAUAUCAAAAGAAAGGCAAAAGUGUAUAUUUACAUUGAAUUUUUGCUGAGAUUAAUUAUACUCAAAAUUAUACA